Messenger RNA from Chaetomium strumarium, 870 nucleotides. RefSeq lists its product as uncharacterized. The record is from RefSeq and is a predicted model, not a curated record. Bases 1 to 870 code for a protein of 289 amino acids. The transcript is spliced from 6 exons. Gene Ontology annotation, molecular function: methyltransferase activity. Lineage: Eukaryota; Fungi; Ascomycota; Sordariomycetes; Sordariales; Chaetomiaceae.
AUGGUCUCAACUAACAGCGACGCUGUCGAUAGCACUAGCGCCGAUGGCAUCGGCAAGGUAAGCGGGCGGGACGGGACCUUGGAAAAGGCAAACGACUCCUACGUGCUCUUACGAAACUCCAACGCCAACACCCGUCUCACUGCUCAGCACUACCUCUGGAGGCAGCUUCUUGGCUUCCUCGUUCACCCCGACAUCCCGAUCAAGGGAGGCGAUGUCAAAGUGGCCGACGUCGCCACCGGCAAUGGGAUCUGGCUCCAUGACUUGGCCCGCGAGAACCCUUCAAUCACCGAGCUACACGGCUUCGAUAUUAGCCUCGACCAAGUCGGCCCCAAGCCCUGGUUGCCGGCCAACAUACACAUGCACACCUGGAACAUCUUUGAAAAGCCACCCGCACAGUUUGUCGGCUACUUCGACGUGGUGCAUGUCCGGCUCCUCACCGUUGUGAUCCAGAACGACGACCCGCGGCCGGUACUCGCGAACCUGACCAAACUACUGAAGCCGGGCGGCUAUCUGCAAUGGGGCGAGGUCGACCCCAUCGGUUGUUCAGUUCAGGCACUCCCAGGCGUGUCGGGAGAGAACAUAGAAAAGAUCUGGUACCAGCUGGUCGGGCGCGACACUUGGACAUCCUGCAUGACCCGAAUCUUGGACGAGAAUGGGUAUACAGGGUCGCGGCUGCACACCUAUACGGAUGGAUUGGAUAGGGCGCGCAUCUGGAACGAGAUUUAUGUGAGUACGUGGAAGGAGUUUGCAGAGAAAGCGCUCCAGACGCCCGAUGAGUCGAGCCGGCUGGAACAAAAGGCAGUGGAUGAGGUCCGAAGGGGUGCUGCAAUUAUGGUCCCGAAGCUGGUGUGGGUUGCCAAAAAGCUAUAG